Molecule: messenger RNA, 1342 nt
Organism: Agrilus planipennis (emerald ash borer)
Lineage: Eukaryota; Metazoa; Arthropoda; Insecta; Coleoptera; Buprestidae
Exons: 4
Coding region: 104-703 (199 amino acids)
Source: RefSeq, a predicted model, not a curated record
UUAUAUAUACAAGUCAGAUUUCUUCGCGACUCCUAGUGAACUGGUAUUCACCGACUCGGUCGCAUCACGUACACUUCUUCACCAUCACAUCCCAACGCCGACAAUGAAGCUAAAGCUACUCACAGCCUUCCUGUUCCUGGCAGUUUUAAUCAACUUAUGUUCGGCACGACCUGCUGAAGAAGAAUACGAUUAUGAGGAGGAACCGGCUCCUCCGCCGAAACCAGUAGCACGCCCAAUCGUUGGCAGACGUAGUCCUUUAAUUCGUGCAGGGGCUGGAUCAAAAGCAUCAACUACCACUACAACAACCCCAACACCAGACCUAAAGGAAAACGAGGAAGAAAUUGUAGAAGAAGAAUUACCUGAAGAAGAAGAAGCCGCACCGGCAGAAACCAGUUCGACAACAGAAUCGGGAAGGAAACUUAAGGGGGGAAUCUUAAGACCUUUCAGAAGCAAUGAAGAUCUUCUAGCAACUUUAAAGAAAAGGAGAGAACAAGCUGUUUCUAACAAAAACCAUUUAAAAGCUCAAGUACAUGAACCCCAAGAAUCAUCACCUGUAGCUUCAGAAGCUGAAAAGCCAGCAACGCCUUCGAAACCGAAACUUUCUUCUGGAAGAAGAAAAUUCAAUAAAAACGAUAACGUCAAUCAAGAUGCAGAAGUGUCUUCUUCUGCACCAGCAAGGACGAGCAGAAGAUUCAGAAACUAGUCUCUUACAAUAUAGGUAGAUCAUCAAAACAAAUACGUUUGGAAAAAAAAAAUCAGCGUUAUUUUUCUGUAACUACACAUAAAUUUAGGGAGGCGUCACACUGGGCGAACAAAAGUGAAGUGAAACAAAAAAAGAGCAGCGCGAGCCGUCUAACGAAAGACGGACUGACGCUCGAUAGUCAAUCAUCAAUACAGCCUGUACCGCUUUUUAUUACCUUCAAAUUUACUCGCUCAGUGUGAAUAGUUCUUUACUCUUCCUUUUUGAAAAUAUUAGGUAGUGAAAACCACAAUUUCAACCGCAAAAAAAUGCGUUUAGCCAUUAUAAUGCCAUGGAACUUUUUAUAAAAUCUUUCUGAGAAUCCUAGCUCGUCGUUUCGUGUUACAAUUUUUAAAAAGAAACCUUUACGAGUUUUUAAUAAUGAAAUUGAUAAUUUUAAACUAAUCACAGCGGUACUGGCUCCUCAGGCGGCUUGGUGACCUUUGGGGUGCAUCUAUCUAGAAGAAGAAGGCCGACUUUCAUAGACAGGUAAUUAGUAGUGCCACUUCUCUCUAUAUCAGUGACCUUUCGCGUUCGAUUAUUAUCGUUAUUAUUUUUAUUUCCUAACGUCGUGUACGACCUAAACGCUUAAUAAAUUGAAAA